Messenger RNA from Cydia fagiglandana, 1532 nucleotides. RefSeq names its product larval cuticle protein A2B-like (gene CPR73). Gene Ontology annotation, cellular component: extracellular matrix. The record is from RefSeq and is a predicted model, not a curated record. Lineage: Eukaryota; Metazoa; Arthropoda; Insecta; Lepidoptera; Tortricidae. The transcript is spliced from 3 exons. Bases 78 to 554 code for a protein of 158 amino acids.
GACAUGUGCGUAUAAAACCGCCGCACGAGCACCCUCGGCGUUCACAUAACGUUGGGACGCACUGCACCGCACGCAAAAUGAAGUUUUUGGCCGUAGUUCUUCUCGCGUUAUGGCGCCAAGCUGCCGGCGUCGUUCCUGUGUCUCCUUUGGGGUACGCGCGGCCAGCGUUCGCCCCGCUAGGUGUGGCACCCGGAUUGGCCCCGUUGGGCGUGGCGCCAGGGUUGGCACCGCUGGGCGUUGCACCGAGAUUGGCACCCAUCGGAGUAGCACCUAGGGUUGCGGCAGUCGCCCCGGCUGUCGACGAAUACGAUCCAAACCCGCAGUAUUCUUACGCCUACGAUAUUCAGGAUGCUCUUACUGGUGACUCAAAGAGCCACCAGGAAUCGCGGUCCGGCGACGUGGUGCAGGGGUCGUACUCGCUGGUGGAGCCGGACGGCACGCGGCGCGUCGUCGAGUACACCGCCGACCCGCACAACGGCUUCAACGCCGUCGUCCACAAGGAGCCCCUCGGCGCCGCCGUCAAGGCUGUCGCCGCGCCCGCCUAUAUACACUAGUCGAUUCAUUAUUUGCCUCUCUAUCGCUCUUGCAUAUUCGAGUGAUAGAGAGGCAGAUGAUGAUGGUUCGCGGUAGGCCAUCAGUUUUCAAAGUCGCGUAGGAGAGUUUUGCUCAAGAACUCCAAUCGGGAACAAUAGUUCUUUCUAAAUUUAGGACAACUAGCUGUAGCAAGGAUUAAAGCUAUAAAAUAUGGAUCUCGUUAAAAUACCUGAAUUGGUAAAAUGGACUUAGAUAAUUGUACCUAGUAUAAAAUCAGUGACUUUUAGAACUGGGCUUAAUAAUACCUGCCAACUUUAGAAACGCUAGGGUCACUUGCACCAUCCCACUAACCCGGGGUUAACCGGUUAACCCAGUGUCAAAUUGUACUGGUAACCAUGUAACUCCAGGUUUAACCGGUUAACCCCGGAUUAGUGGAAUGGUGCAAGUGGCCCAAUGAACUAGUGUUACAUGAAUCUGGUUACGGUAAGAUGCAAGGGGAAAAGCAAUAAGAUUUUUUGUUGUGCGUUCUAGAUAGAGUGGUCCUAAUCGCUUCAUUAAUUUGGAACAAAAUGAAAUGAAUCUCACCCAUCUUUAAUCACACGAUGAACUUAAAAUGUUGUGUUUAAUAUCAUGUAUUCAUGUAUUAGGUAAGUUAUAAUUUUAAUGGCCUCUUUCAGUAUCCAGAUUCAUUUAGCGCAGUACAGUCACCUGCAAUAAUAUGUUACACAAUGAAGGCCGCAAAAAUUUCUGACACGAUCUUAUUUGUAGAGCCAUACGAGCGUGUCACAUAUUUUUGAGGCGUUCGAAGAGUAACUUAUUAUUACAGGUGACUGUACCAUGUGACAUGUGACCUGAACCGUAUUUAUUGAGACGUGGUUAUGAAGAAAACAACAUAUUGUAAGUUGUUUUUGUUUAGCAACGUCAAAUGUUAUGUUAUGUACUCUGUAUACCUAAUUGUUGAAUGUUAAAGCUAAGGUAAUAAAUAAGAGGAAUCCAAA